This is a messenger RNA of Exophiala aquamarina CBS 119918, 2226 nucleotides long. RefSeq lists its product as uncharacterized. The record is from RefSeq and is a predicted model, not a curated record. The coding region runs from base 1 to 2226 and encodes 741 amino acids. The transcript is spliced from 2 exons. Lineage: Eukaryota; Fungi; Ascomycota; Eurotiomycetes; Chaetothyriales; Herpotrichiellaceae.
AUGAAACGACAUCGUGCAGCGCCACCGCCAACGCCGGCGCAAGGCAACGCGACUAUCUUACAAAAUGGCCAGAAUGCUUCUCCAGCCGGUCAGACCAAACCCCCAAGCGUGACAACAGGACCAGCUUCGCAGACCGCCCUCGAAGCUAAGACCCCUGCUGCCAACCCAUCUCUACACAGGAUCACAGGAGCCCUCGGAGAAAUCAUCUGGUCACUCACCUGCCUCAGCGUGCCAAUGAUCGUCCUGACGGGAAUAUUCAUCGGUCUUGUGUAUGGUUAUCUUGUUUCCGAGGACCCCUUGACCUCCAACGACGAAGCAAUUUUCGGCGAGCGACCUGAAUCCUACGAUCAAUCUGUGUACUACUAUAUCAACUACAGCGCGACGCGGUUAAUCACGGUGUCUUCGUGGACCAGCACCGUCACAUCCUUCACGUCCACGUUCGUAAUGGCUCUCGUCUCGUAUCCGCUCGCCAAAUCCUAUCUGAGUAAAUCGGAAGCCGGGACGGCUAACGAGCUGCCCACGACGUAUCAGUUCAGGCUGAUCAUCGGCCUUCUCGGUGGGAGCUUGGGCUCCUUGUGGUCGUGGUUGGAUUAUUCGCUCUGGAGGAAACGCACCAGACAGACGAAGCUUUUGUGGGUGACCGCCACUGCUCUUCUAGUUUCGGUAUUCCUGAGCCUCGCAAUCCUCGCCGUUGACACAUGGCUACACGUAACCACGUCGACUGUUCCCUACGACAGGCUGUCACCAAUUCUCGCUCAGCCCAGCGCCUCAUACAGCCGAAUCCUCGACCCCUACUGCUGGAACACGACAUACGAUCCUGCAUCUAGCGGGCAAUGUAUCGGCGCCAUCAAUCCACCCGGCAACAGCAUCAACUUCCCCACCGCGUCUGAGACGGCUCGGACCCUGACGAAUCUCUCCAGCGUCAACGCGGUUCUGAGCUGCAGGCUGGACGAGAAACCGCUCGCUUACAUCACCACCGCGCAACGAGAUCCAAGCCUCGACUUCCAGGCAAGCACAUACGCGCUGGGCACGACGUGCAAACCGAGCACACGCGCGUGCAAUCUGCAGUGGGACUCGUAUUGCACGUAUGCAGGAGGGUGUAUAGCGGAUAUGGUGACUCCGGCUGUGACGUAUAACUGCGGUCCCAAUUUACAUGGGGACAUGCUGAAUAAUACCGGCACGCCGUUCAAUUCAAGCACUGGUAUAUCUCAAAGCCCAAGCAGCACCGGCUUCUUCCUGCAGUUAUUUGGCAAAGACAACUUCAUCGACCCCGUUGCGAGGUACGGCCACAACGAAAUCACGAUAAGCAAUCCAUUCUAUUUCGCGACCGGCGCCCAAAUAGCCACGACGGAAGCCCUGGCCGACGACCCAGAGGCUGCUCAGGUUUCUGACCGGCAGAGCUCGGGAUUCAUUCUCUCGUGCACCAGCACUGUGUACGAAUUGACGUAUAACUUCGUCAAUGGCAGCGUGGUCAAUGGAACAUACACCGUCACGAAUGGCACAUUACCCGCCAACAUUCGCUGGACACUUACCAAUGUUCAGGCUUACUCGCAAAAUUCGCUCGAAUCGGCUUGGAUCAGUGGUGCACAACAGUCGAACACCUCACAGGAGCUGGCGGAUUUCUUCGCACUGCGAUUCAGUGAGACGGCACUGGGUAUGGUCGUUGGCAUGACGGAGCCGGCGUCCAAUCUGGCAGAGCGGACACGCCAGCACUUACUGGUGGCACGGUUACCGAAAGCGCCGUUCUUCGCCUUGAUCGUGCUCAAUCUCCUGUAUGCGGCGCUCGGGGUACUGUUGGCUGUACUGGCAAUUGCAAGCCAGCCACGCAAAACACGCGAUUUACAGGCGCGCUUGAGCAUUGCCGGGCUGGUCGCUGCGUUAUUCGAACCCCACCACACAGGUGCAGGCACGCCACAUUCCAAGCGAAGUGACAGCGGUAUUGAAGGUGUCUUUGCAGAGUAUCACCAAAGAAAUCAUGAUGGCGCGAGAGUCGUCGUCGUGCACGCUGGAGAUGGCAGUCAUGUAUUUGAGAAGACGUCUUCCCAGCGCCUCACGAUGUCAGAUAAGAGCAGCAGAGGCCAGCAUACCAGUGAAGAACCUGUCGUUUCCACCACAAAUUCCGAGCCGCUGCAGCCACAAGUAUCUCAACACCAGAAAAACCAGCCCGGCCAGAGCCUCCGAGUCAAUCCUCGGAAUCAUCAAAGUGGCAGGAGCAGCACGUAUUGA